GCUUCUUUUAUCGUUAUCGAUAAUUUUGCGGUCACAUUGAAAUACAUCUAAAGGUCGUCAAAAUAGUAGACAAAAUAUUGAAAAAUAUCAUUAAAAAAUCGUAUUCUCGAUAUUUCGGCAAAACACACGACGUUAUAAAUAUAUUAAUUUUAUAUGUACAAAGUACCAACAACUUCCACCCAUCGUACCUUCAUAUGAUAUCUUCAUUGCUGCGGCGGGGCAUUCGUAAACCGCAGAUCAGAAUCUGUCUCCAACAAAAUCUCAUCUCCAGGGCUUCUUUACUCUUCUUACAAAUUCGCGGAAUGGAGGACAUUGCUGUGGACGCUUCUAAAAAGAGGGCCGCGCGCACGGCGGUUGACGAGUGGGUCACUGAGGACACCAAGAUCCUGGGCAUCGGUAGCGGCUCCACCAUCGUGUACGCUGUGCAGCGCAUUGCAGAGCGCGUGUGGAAGGAAGGUGAACUGACUGACCUUAUCUGCGUGCCCUCGUCCUACCAGGCCCAUCACUUGAUUCUGGACUACAAUCUCAACUUGGGCGAUCUGGACCGGAAUCCCAACAUCGAUGUGGCCAUCGAUGGAGCCGAUGAAGUGGAUCGUCACAUGGUUUUAAUCAAAGGCGGCGGCGGCUGCUUGCUCCAGGAGAAGGUGGUGGCCUCUUGCGCCAAACACUUCAUCGUGGUGGCCGACUACACCAAGAACUCGAUCAGACUGGGCGAGCAGUGGUGCCGCGGUGUACCCAUCGAGGUGGCCCCCAUGGCCUACGUUCCCGUCAAGCUUCAGAUCGAGGCCCUGUUCGGCGGCGAGGCAUCUUUACGCAUGGCCAAGGUCAAGGCGGGACCGAUUGUCACGGACAAUGGUAACUUUCUGCUGGACUGGAAGUUCAUUGCCAACCGGGAGUACGAUUGGGAUGAGGUAAACAGGGCCAUAACGUUGAUUCCGGGCGUGCUGGAGACGGGGCUGUUCGUGAACAUGGCCCAUAAGUGCUACUUUGGUAUGGCCGAUGGCAAUGUGAAGGUGCAGAACAAGUAGAUAUGUACAGUGGUUAUCAGUUUGAAGUAUGUUUUCAUUAAUAAAUUUUGGAGCGCGGCUCUAGUGCAUUCCCUU
Molecule: messenger RNA, 1103 nt
Organism: Drosophila ananassae
Lineage: Eukaryota; Metazoa; Arthropoda; Insecta; Diptera; Drosophilidae
Gene: Rpi
Product: ribose-5-phosphate isomerase
Exons: 1
Coding region: 195-1028 (277 amino acids)
Biological process (GO): pentose-phosphate shunt, non-oxidative branch; D-ribose metabolic process
Cellular component (GO): intracellular membrane-bounded organelle
Molecular function (GO): ribose-5-phosphate isomerase activity
Source: RefSeq, a predicted model, not a curated record